GGGCUUGAACCCAGAACCUUCUUGCUGUGAGGCAACAGUGCUAACCACUACACCACUGCAUCGCCAAGAUGAAAACAUUAGAUGUUUUAAUGAUAUUUUCACCGCCGAACUGAAAAUGCCCCUGGUUUUCUUCUCAGAAAUCUGGUCACCUUAUCUUACAGGGUACUGCCCCAGUGACGAGCCAUUGUAUCCGUAAAGGGACAAUAAUGUACUUUGUUUUCUGAGAGUGUAUCUUGCUAUAAAAUGGCCCUAGAAUUGAGCGUGUAUAUGAAUGAAUGUGUGUGCAUAGGUUCAGAUUGCAGACCAGUGGUGUAUUGCUGUCUUGUGGGUGGUACGGUGGUGUAAGUGGUUAGCACGGUUGCCUCACAGCAAGAAUGUUCUGGGUUCGUGGCCGGCAACGGCCUUUCUGUGUGGAGUUUGCAUGUUCUCCCAUGUCUGUGUGGGUUUCCCCCACAAUCCAAAGACAUGCAGUUUAGGUUAAUUUGGGACGGCUUUGAGCGAGGCACCUAGCUCCCUGGGUGCUGUUAGCACGGCUGCCCACUGCUCUGGGUAGGUGUGUGUGUUCACUGCUUCAGAUGGGUUAAAUGCAGAGAGGAAAUUUCACAAGUGUGUGAUGAAAUUCUUUCUUUUUUCAGUGUUCUUGGGAUGGUCUCUGGAUCCACUGAUUUGUUGAAUGAAUGAAUGAUUCUGGGCACUUUUAGAGAAACAUGUACUCUAACAUUAAAGGAUUCUAGUUUCAGAAAGUGGGCGGCACGGUGGUGUAGUGGUUAGCGCUAUCGCCUCACAGCAAGAAGGUCCGGGUUCGAGCCCCGGGGCCGGCGAGGGCCUUUCUGUGUGGAGUUUGCAUGUUCUCCCCGUGUCCGUGUGGGUUUCCUCCAGGUGCUCCGGUUUCCCCCACAGUCCAAAGACAUGCAGGUUAGGUUAACUGGUGACUCUAAAUUGACUGUGAGUGUGAAUGGUUGUCUGUGUCAGCCCUGUGAUGACCUGGCGACUUGUCCAGGGUGUACCCCGCUUUUCGCCCAUAGUCAGCUGGGAUAGGCUCCAGCUUGCCUGCGACCUAUAGAACAGGAUAAAGCGGCUAGAGAUGAUGAGAUGAGAUUCAGAAAGUGAUUCUACUUGUAACCUUUAAAAAAAAAAAGUUAUGAUCCAAAAAUCAAGUUGUUCUGAACUUUUAAUGUUUUUGAAGGAAUGUGUGUUUUGCUAUGUGGUGUUAUCCUUCUGACUAAAAAUGCCAAAGCACAGAAAAUGGUUUAAUAGAUUAAAGUGGGAACAGAUUUACCUGUAAGCCUGGCCCAUUCACUCUGUCAACACGGACCAUGUUACACCAGAGAGGUUGGGAACAGAGUAACAAAGGGUCUUUUGACAUCGCUGAGCCUGAAGGUUUACCUGUGUAAAGAAGAGCCGAUGGGCCACGAACAGCUGAUCUUUGGCCGUCUCUCGAUUUCGCCAUCACUGCUGGGAUUCGAACCCGCAGCGCCCCGGGUGCACAACUCCUUUAUUGUGGCUCAUUCCUUAGGACUUUGUUCUGACUACAUCAGAGAUUAAAAAAAAAAGGCAGAGAGUGAGCUGUUUGAGCUCCUGCACUGAUGCCAGACUUCGUAGGUUAUAAAUCCGAGUAACUGGCGGAUUCACGUCUUUCAGUCGCCUUCAAGUCGGGGAGUCGUCUCGGUCGGUUUUGCUGCGCGCGCGCCUUCUGAGGGAAAUAAUAAUAGGAUAUAAAAUAAAUCAGGAACAUGGGUGAACCUUUUCUUCGCGACGUUUUGAGCUUUUACGGCGCUAACAACUCGCUGUCGAAGACAAACUUGGAGGACUUUUUAAAGCUCAUCACCUCCCGCCGAGCUCCAGCAUCAGUAGAUCAUGAGGAGAAUCCCCUGAGGAGUGCUGAGUGUUUGUCUGCCCCAGAUCUCCUGGAUGCCUUUGGGCUCUCUAAUGCAUCUGAGCUGACUGUAGAUCAGUUAGACCUCAUCUGCCCAGCUGUUCUUACUCAGGUUCUGCUCCCUUCUUGUCCUUACAUGACCCCCUCAAGUGGAAACAUUGAUCUUCAAGUUUGGGGCUAUAGUUUCUUGGCUGUGACAUUAAUUAACUUGGCUUCUCUAUUGGGGUUACUCUUGGUUCCCUUCACUAAGAAAUCCUACUUCCCAAAAGUGCUAACCUACUUCAUUGGGGUGGCCAUAGGAACAUUAUUCUCCAAUGCUGUACUUCAACUUAUUCCUGAGGCUCUUGGAUUUGACCCGAAAGCUGAUAACUAUGUGUCAAAUGCAGUUGGGAUUUUUGGAGGAUUCUACCUCCUGUACUUUACAGAAAAAGUCUUAAAAAUAGCACUGAAAGCAGAUCCGGAGCAUUGCCACAACCACUUCCCUUCACUGCAGACUAAUGAUGUAACCAUCACCAGCUUCAGCAAUGACGUUAUCAUAAACACCAUGGCAAGCGAUGUCAUCACAGAUAAUGUCAACCAUGAGGUCCUACCAAACAGCCCCAAUGAGAAACCAAGCCAGCCAACCACAAACCCGACCAAUGAACAGGAGACAUGCAUGCUUGUGGGAUGUCGCUGGCUGCGAGGGGAACCAGUGUCGAGCAUAAAAACUGUAGCUUGGAUGAUCACUCUGAGUGAUGGAUUGCAUAAUUUUAUAGAUGGACUAGCCAUUGGAGCUUCCUUCACGCUCUCUCUUCUCGCUGGCUUCAGUACCUCCAUAGCCAUUGUUUGUGAAGAGUUUCCUCAUGAGCUAGGUGACUUUGUGAUUCUCUUGAGCUCUGGUAUGAGUGUCCCUCAGGCAGUGUUUUUUAACCUGCUCUCUGCUAUGUGCUGUUACCUCGGCUUGGUGCUGGGCAUCUUGCUGGGCAGCAGCUUCGCUCCAAAUGCCAUCUUUGCCAUUGCUGGUGGAAUGUUUCUUUACAUUGCCCUGGCAGACAUGUUUCCAGAGAUGAAUGAAAUAAUGACCACACAUGCCAGAGGCCGCAAAGGAAAGAUCUUAUUUUUUCUGUUCCAAAAUGUUGGCCUGCUAACCGGCUUUUCCAUUAUCCUCCUCAUCACCAUGUUUGCUGGAAACAUCAAUCUGGGAUAAAUUGAAAUCUGAAGCAUGAGAAUAAAAAGAUUUAAAUGGAACACUGAAGAUGAGUUAAGUCCACACAACCAGAGGCCAAAGGGUUGAUACCACAAGCGAAAAUGAGACAGUGUAAAGAUCGAUCAUUUUAAAACUCUUGAUUUGGACUCUAUUCUUACUGUUUAACACAAUAAUAUCUCAAGUAACACUGUAGUAACAGAAAAAAAGGAAUGAUAAAUUAUUUUGUGUAAUUAAUCUCUGUACAGGAGCAUCACAUACAAAGAUGCUCCUAUGGAAUGUUUGUCACCAGGCCUCUGAAAGGUUUCCUUCUCCGUCGCUAGGUUUACAGACUUGACUUGUGGGUACACAAACGGUACAAACUACCUUGGCAACUGUCCCAGGCAGUAAUUUCUAGUGAUACAAGACCAGGCCAGAGUGCAGAGACAGGCCACUGUUUUUAAAAUGAAUGGGGCAGCGCGUAAAGGUCAACAUGGCAACUGUGUUCUUUGUCUGUUGGUUUGGUAAAGAUUUUGGUAAAAAAAAAAAUGACAUCAUAUUCUUACACUGAUGCAUAUCCAGAUAUACAGUGCUGAGAAAUAAUACCUGGCUCCUCUCAUGAUUGAUUCUAUUUCUGUGUUUUUUAA
Molecule: messenger RNA, 3685 nt
Organism: Neoarius graeffei (lesser salmon catfish)
Lineage: Eukaryota; Metazoa; Chordata; Actinopteri; Siluriformes; Ariidae
Gene: slc39a8
Product: solute carrier family 39 member 8
Exons: 8
Coding region: 1734-3062 (442 amino acids)
Biological process (GO): zinc ion import across plasma membrane; intracellular zinc ion homeostasis
Cellular component (GO): membrane
Molecular function (GO): zinc ion transmembrane transporter activity
Source: RefSeq, a predicted model, not a curated record